AUGGCCACUCACCAACACAUCACCCUCAAGCUCUUAGUGAACAAAACCAAGAACUGCGUAGCUCUGGUUGAAUCCGACUUGGAUUUCGUGGAUGUUCUCCUCAGCUUCCUCACGCUGCCUGUUGGCACCGUCGUCCGUCUUCUCAACAAGCAGUCCUCCUUGGGUUGCUUCGACAAGCUUUACCAUGGCGUCGAGCAGCUUGAUAAGAAAUACCUGGUGACUGCGGCCUGCAAAUCGAUGCUGACGAACCCAGUGAGUUCAUCUGGAGUGAGGUGCCAGAAACUAAAGAUUAAUGUCGAUGAAAUGGGAAAUUUAUAUACUUGCAUAUGCAAGUCCUGCCCUCAUCGCACGUUCAGCUAUUAUCCAAGCGCCAAAUGCCUGUGUGGUGGCGACUUGCACAAGUCAAUCCGUUAUGAUCUCAAUCAAGAUUACGUUAACUAUGAAGAACUUCACGGGGUAUUCAUCAAGGGGGCUAAAUUUGCUGUCACAGAUGAUCUCUCCGUUUCUUUGAUCGAGCACGCCAUGUCGUCUCUUAACGAGUGCUGCAAUGGAGAUUGGGGCAACAUGGAAGAGAGACUGGUGAAGAUUGAACAAGCACAGGUAAGUUUUCUCUUUCUGCCGGUGCCUCAGCCGAUCAAAAUGAUCAAGAAAUUGAAUGUACAUAUGCAGGUUUUACAAAUUCUGAAAAGAUCCCUCGUUUCCGACACUCCGCUAAGUGAUGUCUUAUUGCGCAAUGGAGAAGGUAUCUCCCCCAAAUUUUCAGUUCCUCUUCCCGUAGAAAAAACAGUUGCAAUCAAGGCGUCUGACAAGGAGAAGAAGAUCUUCAGAAUAAAGCUGGCCCUUAUGGGGAACAAGGUGCUGUAUGCUGAAGCUGCCCAGGACUUUGUUGAUGUGAUUUUCAGUUUCCUCGCAUUCCCGUUGGGUGCUUUAAAGAAGCACUUGGGCAGUCGAUUCCGGAUUGCUUGCCUCAAUAACUUGUACGGCAGUGCCGAGCUUUUGGCUUCCUCAGGUUACGUGGUUUCAGGCUGCGAAGAGAGACUGCUUAAUCCCAAGCUCGCACCGUAUUUCAACUGCAAGCAUCAAGUCAUUGGAGUGGAGGAGCGAAAGCAGGAUGUCUACUAUGCGUGCCCCCUCCGCUGCAAACUAAGCGCAAGGCGGUACUACUGCCAUUCACAUCAUUUUAAUCGCCCGAAUGCCAAACCUGCAAAGCUUAUAGAUCCCAAAAGGCAUCCCAGAUGGUCAGAUUCUGCAGAUGGGAGCUACUGCAAGAAAUUGAUGUACCUGGUCAGCGACGAGCUCGUAGUCGUCCCGCUGUCCCUCACGGCAGUCAUCUCAGUUAGUAAGGAAAUCUCUGGAACUGUCAAGAUGGCAGAGUUGGGCAUAGCUGAAGAGGAGGUUCUUGAUUUGCUUAAUGCUGCUUUGUCGUCCAAGACUGCGCUAACGGAUGCCUUCUUAGCUAGAGUUGGUUCCGUGCCCAGUUCGGUUGAGAGGAAGGGUGAAUCGUCCAUCGGAUGGAAAAGAAAGAGAGGGCGGAUGAAUAGAGUGGAAGAAAGUUGA
This is a messenger RNA of Zingiber officinale, 1557 nucleotides long. RefSeq lists its product as uncharacterized. NCBI's taxonomy places the organism in Eukaryota, Viridiplantae, Streptophyta, Magnoliopsida, Zingiberales, Zingiberaceae. The record is from RefSeq and is a predicted model, not a curated record. The transcript has 2 exons. The coding region runs from base 1 to 1557 and encodes 518 amino acids.